This is a messenger RNA of Staurois parvus, 649 nucleotides long. Lineage: Eukaryota; Metazoa; Chordata; Amphibia; Anura; Ranidae. The record is from the annotation of a GenBank genome assembly.
AUGGCUGGAAGAGGAGCAGCAAGGCCGAAUGGUCAGUCACAGGCCAGUAAAAUCUGCCAGUUCAAGUUGGUGUUGCUGGGUGAAUCUGCAGUGGGCAAAUCCAGUCUGGUGUUGCGUUUUGUCAAGGGCCAGUUUCAUGAAUUCCAGGAGAGCACAAUUGGAGCUGCAUUUCUCACACAGUCGGUUUGCCUGGAUGACACAACAGUAAAAUUUGAGAUCUGGGACACAGCGGGACAAGAGCGAUAUCACAGUCUGGCUCCUAUGUACUAUAGGGGCGCACAAGCUGCCAUUGUGGUCUAUGACAUCACCAACCAGGAGACCUUUGCUAGAGCAAAGACAUGGGUUAAAGAGCUGCAGAGACAAGCCAGCCCAAACAUUGUGAUUGCACUCUCAGGCAACAAAGCAGACCUUACUAAUAAGCGCAUGGUUGAAUAUGAAGAAGCCCAGGCAUAUGCAGAUGACAACAGCCUGUUAUUUAUGGAAACCUCCGCCAAGACAGCCAUGAAUGUCAAUGACCUGUUUCUUGCAAUAGCUAAGAAACUGCCAAAAAAUGAGCCUCAGAACACAAGCGGGGGUUGCUGGCCGGAGCCGAGGUGUAGAUCUACAUGAGCAGACACAGCAGAACAAGAGCCAGUGCUGCAGCAAUUAA